CAUGUCUCCCACCAGUGGAAGUACGUUCGAGAAGCUCUCACGACUUUCGAUGGCACCUCUCGCUAGGAUGGACAGAAAGAACAGAUUGCUUGCCUACGCUUAUGCUGCAUUUUUCGCCGUCUUUGUGUUGAUCGUUGCAGUCGUCAACCUAGGACAUCAACUCCUCCCAGCAGCACCUGCCAUUAGAUUGAGAUACAAGGAGACUUCGCCAUACAAUCCAAGAAAGGUUGCACUCCUUAUCGAAAACCGACCGUCACCGCAACUCAUCCCGCUACUGCUGCACUUCACGGCAGUCGUUCCAAGCGAUUGGCGAGUCAGAUUCAUGGGCUCGGAUGAAUCAGUGGCUUCAGUGAACAGCUCGGUGGCUGUCCAAGACCAAGUGAACAUCGGGAAGAUGGACAUUACCUAUAUCCCUAGCAACAUGAGUGUUGCCGGUACAGAGCAAAUCAGUACAUUCUUGACGAACCUUUGGGUUUACGAGACUCUUCUAGCGCCUGCAGAAUGGCUGCUCGUCUUUCAAACCGACAGCAUGCUUUGUGCAAACUCGGAGCAAAGCUUGAAUGACUGGCUCGACUACGACUACGUUGGUGCUCCCUGGAGCCUGAACGACAAGGGUGGCGGUAAUGGUGGCCUUUCACUCCGCAAGGUCAGCAGUAUCAUCGAAGUCCUCAAGCACCAGGUACGCUUGCCUAAGAGCGAGCCUGAGGAUGUUUGGCUCAGUAACCGUCUAAACCAGCGAGUGGGGGCAAAAGUUGCCAAUGGUACUACGGAGAACAAAUUCUCUGGUGAGAUGAUCUCUUCGUCAAGUCCCAUGGGUUACCAUCUCGGAGGUUCUGGCAAAAUUUUGCAUGGUGGUAGCUGGGGCACACCAGAGAAGAGAGAACGUAUUUAUGAGUGGUGUCCAGAAGUCAAGAUGAUCUUGAGCAUGGAUGGCAAACAAUGGUUGCCUGGUGACUGCAAGGCCAAUUGGAAGAGAACGGAGGGCGAAGACUUUGAACUCAUUGCAUUC
Aureobasidium uvarum is the source of this 1009-nucleotide messenger RNA. The record is from the annotation of a GenBank genome assembly. NCBI's taxonomy places the organism in Eukaryota, Fungi, Ascomycota, Dothideomycetes, Dothideales, Saccotheciaceae.